This is a messenger RNA of Racocetra fulgida, 138 nucleotides long. The record is from the annotation of a GenBank genome assembly. Lineage: Eukaryota; Fungi; Glomeromycota; Glomeromycetes; Diversisporales; Gigasporaceae.
AUGACUCACAGAUAUAUCCUCGAAAAAUUAACAGAGGAUUUAAUGAAAUGGAAGCAAUUACUCUUCGCAAUGUCAUUAGAACAACUAGAAACAAACUAUUUUGAAGUGUAUUAUAAUAAAGUUAUUACCAUGGUUUAA